Molecule: messenger RNA, 888 nt
Organism: Cyclopterus lumpus (lumpfish)
Lineage: Eukaryota; Metazoa; Chordata; Actinopteri; Perciformes; Cyclopteridae
Product: PTB domain-containing engulfment adapter protein 1-like
Exons: 6
Coding region: 104-628 (174 amino acids)
Source: RefSeq, a predicted model, not a curated record
CACAGCGUCUCCUUCACGACUCCAAACGGGUCCCUGAACGUCUCCUGUAGGUUCCCUGAACGUCUCCUGCAGGUUUGGGGGUUUGGUGCCGCGCGUGUUGACCAUGAGCGACACCUCGGAGGACGACAAUGAGAUCUCCUUUCAGGUCAAGUUCCUGGGUCGGGUCGAGGUGCUGCGCCCCGACGGACCGCACACCCUGUCCGAGGCCGCUCAGAGCCUGAAGACGCCGGACAAGUUCUCCUCCGAAAAGGCUGCGAAGAGGAGCAAAGUCCAUCUCUUCCUGUCGCUGGCAGGCAUCGACGUGCUGGAGAACAAAACCAAGUUCCUGCUGUACUCGUGCCCGCUGGCCACCAUCUCCUUCUGUGCGGUGCUGCCGUCUGCGCCCAAAGUCUUCGGGUUCGUGGCCCGACACCCGGCGGCGGACACGAACCACUGCUACCUGUUCCAGAGCAAGGCGUUUUCCCACGUGCUGGUGUCGGCCAUCGGGGACGCCUUCCGAUCUUCGAAAAAAGAGGCGCACAUCAGGGGAGGGAGGGACCUGAUAGUGGAGGCCCUCCGACAUAAGAACAAAAUGCUGCAAAGAGAGAAUGCUGAGCUGAAGAAGCUGCUUGCAGGACAGACUCACUAACUACAGCUCCUAUGAUGCUGUUGCACACAUACAGUCAAAAACGUGUGAAAAAUAAACCAUUGACCCUGUUCUAUACUGUUUAGCCUCAUAAUUAACAACGAUAAUAAUAACAAUAAUUGCCAAUGCUGUGUUAUUCUUCUUCUUCACGUAAUUGUGCCUUCAGGAAGAACUAAAGAAAGUCUUAAGUUCUACAGAAACGGGCGAAACCCUUUGAUCAUAUCAAAUACUAAAGGAACCGUUCCAUUAUUAGUGUCUUGGGG